Messenger RNA from Salvia hispanica, 2997 nucleotides. RefSeq names its product disease resistance protein RPM1-like. The record is from RefSeq and is a predicted model, not a curated record. Gene Ontology annotation, biological process: defense response to other organism. NCBI's taxonomy places the organism in Eukaryota, Viridiplantae, Streptophyta, Magnoliopsida, Lamiales, Lamiaceae. Gene Ontology annotation, molecular function: ADP binding.
CAGCAUUAGAUGGAGUCUAUCGAGGUGGCUGGCGCAAGGAAGGAAACUUACCUGCUGAUUCGACGAAAAUAGAGUUGGCAGGCACCACACAACCAAGGGAUUAGUUGUCUUGCCAAAAAGAAUCUAUUCUUCCAGUUGGCCACUGAUAAUCUGAUCUAUUCCGAGAGAUGAUCACUGAAGCAUCUGCCACCUAUCUUUACAACAAAAUUGAUAACUUUGUGACUGCACAAGUGGAACUGCGGGGGAGCCUAGAUCAAAGAAUCAACGAUUUGAAGAGUGAACAUGAGUUGAUCACAGAAGUUCUCAAAGGUGCAGAUGCCCUCAAAGAGCCGGAUAGCCAAUUCCGGGUGUGGAUUAAGCAGCUUCGCAGCAUAUAUCUUGAUAUUGGGAGGGUUAUUGGUAUGUAUACAUACCGAAAAAUUGAAAAAAAUGCUACCCCAUGGUACAGUGGAUUACCAAAGAUGCGGUCUCAUGACAUCUCCGAUAAAAUAGAUGACAUUGAGAAAAGGCUCAAAAGCAUCAAAGAGAAGAAGGAGAGGUACCCGGUCUCUACAACUUCAACUUCAACUUCGGCUGAGCAUCAAGCAGGAAUUGCUCCUCUGUACACCCCUGAAACAGAGAUUGUGGGCAUUGAGGAACCAAGGAAAGAGCUGGCCAACUGGGUACUUGAUUUUGAACAAGUGUACAGAGCCAUGUUCGUGGUGGGAAUGGGUGGAUCUGGCAAGACAGCACUUGUCAAAGUGGUGUAUGAACAGCUCAAGGUAGACUUUGAUUGCCAUGUUUGGCUCACUGCAUCCAUGUUUGAGCAGAUGGGAGAUCUCCUGUCAACCAUGUACAACAAAUUAAGCAACCGAGCAGGAGUAGGUCAGUCUUCCUCGACUUCUCCUCAGGAUCUUAUUGGCAUGUUGAGAAGUUAUCUGAUAGGCAAAAGGUACCUAAUAGUUCUUGAUAAUUGGAAUAGAAAUGAUUGGUGGAGAGAUGUUAGAUAUGCAUUCCCCAAUUGUAACAACAGUAGAGUGAUAAUCACUACAACAAGAGGAGAUAUAGCUUCUUUAUGUAGAGAUACAUCUACCGAUGAUAUCUAUAAAAUUCCACCUUUGCCUUUGGAUAAGGCUCGAGAACUCUUCUGCAGAGAAGCUUUCCCCGAAAGUGGCAUGUAUCCUUUGGAACCACACCUGCGUGAGGUAUCUGAAAGGCUCUUGAUAAAAUGUGAAGGACUGCCACUUGCAAUUGUCGAAAUGGGGAAGCAUUUAUCACGCAAAGAGAGAAGAGAGUCGAUAUUCAAAAAAGUGGAGAGUAGUCUACAAGAUGAGCUUGAGCGAGAAUUGUCAAGCAUCCAACAAGUACUGCUAUCUGGUUAUCAUGACUUGCCGUACCAUCUCCAACGCUGCUUUCUGUACAUGGGCAUGUUUCCAGAGGAUCAACAAGUGAACCGUAGGAUGUUGAUUAGGCUGUUGAUAGCAGAAGAUUUCAUAGAGAGACGGAAUCAAACUGAACCAGAAGAUAUCGGAGAAGGGUACCUCAAAGAGCUCAUGGAGAGGAACUUAGUAGAGGCCAGUGAAAUGGAGUUUGAUGGAAGACCACGAACCUUCCGACUCCAUAACUUUAUGCAUAAGAUUGUUCUCUCUAAAGCAAAGGAUGAGCAAUUUUGCCUAGUCACAGGUGAAGGUGAUAUUUCUGAAAAGGUGCAGAGAAUAUCAAUACAGACCAGUGAUUUCAACAUACCAGAUGAAGGCAGGUAUCACAUCCGUACCUUCUUCUCAGCAAGCUUAGGAACGAAGAUUCCACGAGCCAUCAUUCCCAGCAUGAUUCUUCUGAAAAUUCUGCAUUUGGAUCAUGCGAUUUUGGAUGUGCUUCCUAAAGGAAUUAAGGAGCUUUUACUAUUGAAGUAUUUGUCUCUACGUAACACAAAUAUCAAGCAGCUCCCCAUAAGUACAGGGCGGUUGAAGCUCCUUGAAACCUUGAAUCUGAAGCAAACAUUAGUGACAAGCUUGCCAAAAUCACUGCUUGAUCUUCAGAAACUCCGGCACUUGCUUGUUGGUCGCAAAAGCUUUGCUUACCGCGAGGCUUUUGAUGCAGUUCAUGGUGUCAAGGUACAUGAAGAAAUAGGUUCAUUAACCAACCUGCAGAAUCUAUCAUUUGUGAGAGCAGAAUCAGGAGAUGGGGAUCACAAACUGAUUUUGGGGUUACAAAAUCUGAAAAAGCUCAGGAAGCUAGGGAUUGUUGAUUUACCAAGCAGCAGUGGAUCAAUUCUGUGUAAAACAAUUCAAAUGCUAACGAGUCUACGUUCCUUGAGUAUGAAAUCAUCGAAGAUGGGUGAAAUUCUGAACAUUCAAGAAAUCAAUAAACCUCCCCAUCUCCAGCGUUUGUAUUUGUGGGGGAGCUUGGAGAGGAUGCCUUCAUGGAUCGCAAAGCUCGACGACCUGGUUAGAAUACGGCUCAAGUGGUCUAGGCUGCCAGCUGCCGACAAUCCAAUAACAAUCCUUGGGAAGCUUAACAAUCUUCUGGAGCUCCAGUUGCUUGAUGCCUACACUGGAAACAUGUUAGAAUUUUGUGGUGGAACAUUUUUGAAGCUCAAGAUACUGGAGUUAAAUCAAAUGGAACAGCUUCAAAUGAUCAAGACAGGCAAGGGAGCAUUACCUGGCCUCCAGAAACUCUCCAUAAUCCUAUGUCCGAAGCUGAGAGAUCCAACUGGCAUUGCCAACAUCCCUCAACUCAAAGAGCUUCAUUUCAGAGAGAUGCCUCAAGAUUAUGUGAAUCCUCUGCUGAGAAAUGGUCCACUGCACCACGUUGUCGGGCAUGUAAGGAUAAGACUGGACUAAGGAAGAAAAGGUACGUGUAUUCUACAACCACUGGACUGGAAGUGAACUACGCAAAUACACUGAGGUCUAUUCUAUAUUGGUUUUUCAUUAUAACUGUUCGAUCUAUCUUGUUUGGCUUAAAUUCAGAACUGUUGCUUUGCAAACAAUAAAUGGCAGUGGUAGUGAGUGAACAUCA